Colletotrichum karsti is the source of this 1878-nucleotide messenger RNA. RefSeq lists its product as uncharacterized. The record is from RefSeq and is a predicted model, not a curated record. The coding region runs from base 1 to 1878 and encodes 625 amino acids. Gene Ontology annotation, biological process: carbohydrate metabolic process. NCBI's taxonomy places the organism in Eukaryota, Fungi, Ascomycota, Sordariomycetes, Glomerellales, Glomerellaceae. The transcript has a single exon.
AUGUGGUUCAGCCCGCGAACAUGCCAGGGCCUGGCAACCCUCGCACUCACCAUUUCGGCUAUUGGCACAAAUGCGCAGGCAGUCCCUCCUGUCAACCAAGAGAAGGGAGUCUCGGCAUGGGCAUUCGAUAUGAGCCAGGUCACCCUCAGCGGUGGCCGCUUCUUCGACAACCAGGCCCGCACUCUCAGCUAUAUCAAAUGGGUUGAUGUUGAGCGGAUCCUGUACAACUUUCGCAAGAACCAUGGACUUUCAACAAACAACGCCCAGGCCAACGGUGGCUGGGAUGCCCCCGACUUCCCAUUCCGAACUCACUUCCAAGGUCAUUUUCUUAAUGCCUGGGCUUACUGCUACGCCCAGCUACGUGACAAUGAGUGCAAAAACCGGGCGACGUACUUCGCAGCCGAGCUUAAGAAGUGCCAGGCGAAUAACAGCAAAGUCGGAUUCAACACAGGAUACCUGUCCGGCUUCCCCGAGUCCGAAAUCGACGCUGUUGAGAAACGCACUUUGUCCAACGGCAAUGUGCCAUACUACGCCAUUCACAAGACCAUGGCUGGGCUCCUUGACGUCUGGCGUCACAUCGGUGACACCAACGCUCGCGACGUUCUUCUCGCCAUGGCGGCUUGGGUCGACCUUCGCACGGGGAAGCUCACGUACGCUCAGAUGCAGACCAUGAUGAGCACCGAGUUUGGCGGGAUGAACGAAGUUAUGGCCGACAUCUUCCACCAAACCGGGGACCAGCGAUGGCUUACUGUUGCUCAACGUUUCGAUCACGCCGCCAUCUUCGAUCCUUUGGCCUCCAACCAGGACUCCCUCAAUGGACUCCACGCAAACACUCAAGUCCCCAAGUGGAUCGGUGCUUCGCGUGAGUACAAAGCCACAGGAACCAAUCGCUACCAGGAUAUCGCUCGCAACGCAUGGAACAUCACUGUCAACGCCCAUUCGUACGCUAUUGGAGGAAACAGCCAAGCCGAGCACUUUAGACUUCCCAAUGCCAUUGCCGGGUAUCUCAACAAAGACACCUGUGAGGCUUGCAACACAUACAACAUGCUCAAGUUGACAAGAGAGCUGUGGCUUACGAACCCGAGUGCUACGACUUACUUUGAUUUCUACGAAAGAGCUCUUCUGAACCACCUUUUGGGCCAGCAGAAUCCUUCCGAUAGCCACGGUCAUGUCACAUACUUUACCCCUCUUAACCCCGGGGGUCGCCGUGGCGUCGGUCCCGCCUGGGAUCCGAAUCCAUCGGCAUGGUCAACGGACUACAACAGCUUUUGGUGUUGCCAAGGAACUGGUCUUGAGACCAACACAAAACUCAUGGACUCCAUCUACUUUUACGACAACUCCGCCCUCUACGUCAACCUAUUUAUCCCGUCUGUCCUCAAAUGGACGCAGCGCGGAGUCACCGUCACUCAGACAAAUGACUUCCCUCGAAGCGACACCACGACGCUCAAGAUCUCCGGCUCUGGGCAAUGGACCCUCAGAGUUCGCAUUCCCGCAUGGACCUCAGGAGCCCAAAUCACCGUAAAUGGACAAGCUGUGACGGCUACCCCCGGAACCUAUGCUUCAGUCAAUCGCAACUGGGCCAACGGCGAUACGGUUGUGGUCAAGUUGCCUAUGAAGUUGCAAGCCAUUCCUGCCAAUGACAACCCCAACAUCGCAGCUGUAGCUUUUGGUCCGGUUAUUCUGAGUGGCAACUAUGGUAGUGAGACCCUCUCUGCUGUACCAGCUCUGGAUCUGGCCUCGGUGAAGAGAAGCGGCACUACUGGCCUGACUUUCACUGCGACCGCAGGAGGAAAGACCAUCAACCUUGGUCCGUUUUAUGAAGCUCAUGGAUUCAACUACAACGUCUACUGGUCUACAAGUGGCAAGUUGCCUGCCUAG